AUGACCACCUGCAGCCGCCAGUUCACCUCCUCCAGCUCCAUGAAGGGCUCCUGCGGCAUCGGGGGCGGCUCCAGCCGCAUGUCCUCCGUGCUGGCCGGAGGGUCCUGCCGGGCCCCCAGCGCCUACGGGGGCCUGUCGGUCUCCUCCUCCCGCUACUCCUCCGGGGGGGCCUGCGGCCUGGGGGGCGGCUACGGCGGCGGCUUCAGCAGCAGCAGCGGCUUUGGUGGGGCCCUGGGUAGCGGCUUCGGUGGAGGAUAUGGUGGUGGCCUUGGAGGUGGCUUUGGAGGUGGCCUUGGUGCUGGCUUCGGUGGUGGCUUCGGCGCUGGCUUUGGAGGGGGUGAUGGCGGCCUCCUCUCCGGCAAUGAGAAGCUCACCAUGCAGAACCUCAACGACCGGCUGGCCUCCUACCUGGACAAGGUGCGUGCCCUGGAGGAGGCCAACGCCGAACUGGAGGUGAAGAUCCGCGACUGGUACCAGAGGCAGCGGCCCAGUGAGGUCAAGGACUAUAGCCCCUACUUCAAGACCAUCGAGGACCUGAGGAACAAGAUCAUCGCGGCCACCGUCGAGAACGCUCAGCCCAUUCUGCAGAUUGACAAUGCCAGGCUGGCAGCCGAUGACUUUAGGACCAAGUAUGAGCACGAGCUGGCCCUGCGCCAGAGCGUGGAGGCCGACGUCAACGGCCUGCGCAGGGUGCUGGACGAGCUGACCCUGGCCAGGACUGACCUGGAGAUGCAGAUCGAAGGGCUGAAGGAGGAGCUGGCCUUCCUGAAGAAGAACCACGAGGAGGAGAUGCUUGCCCUGCGGGGUCAGACUGGUGGGGACGUCAGUGUGGAGAUGGACGCCGCCCCCGGUGUGGACCUGAGCCGCAUCCUGAACGAGAUGCGCGACCAGUACGAGCAGAUGGCGGAGAAGAACCGCAGAGACGCGGAGGCCUGGUUCCUGAGCAAGACCGAGGAGCUGAACAAGGAAGUGGCCUCAAACAGCGAACUGGUGCAGAGUGGCCGCACGGAGGUGACCGAGCUCCGGAGGGUGCUCCAGGGCCUGGAGAUUGAACUGCAGUCCCAGCUCAGCAUGAAAGCAUCCCUGGAGAACAGCCUGGAGGAGACCAAAGGCCGCUACUGCGUGCAGCUGGCCCAGAUCCAGGACCUGAUCGGCAGCGUGGAGGGGCAGCUGGCCCAGCUGCGCUGCGAGAUGGAACAGCAGAACCAGGAGUACAAGAUCCUGCUGGACGUGAAGACGCGGCUGGAGCAGGAGAUCGCCACCUACCGCCGCCUGCUGGAGGGCGAGGAUGCCCACCUCUCCUCCCAGCAAGCGUCCAGCCAGUCCUUUUCUUCCCACAACGUCUUCUCCUCCUCCUCGUCCCCCUCUGGCCACCAGACCUGGCCCAUCCUCAAGGAGCAGGGCUCGUCCAGCUUCAGCCAGGGCCAGAACUCCAAGCACUGA
Molecule: messenger RNA, 1443 nt
Organism: Lynx canadensis (Canada lynx)
Lineage: Eukaryota; Metazoa; Chordata; Mammalia; Carnivora; Felidae
Gene: KRT16
Product: keratin 16
Exons: 8
Coding region: 1-1443 (480 amino acids)
Cellular component (GO): keratin filament
Molecular function (GO): structural molecule activity
Source: RefSeq, a predicted model, not a curated record